Sphaeroforma arctica JP610 is the source of this 339-nucleotide messenger RNA. RefSeq lists its product as hypothetical. The annotation marks the transcript as partial. Lineage: Eukaryota; Ichthyosporea; Ichthyophonida. The record is from RefSeq and is a predicted model, not a curated record. The transcript has a single exon.
CUAAGCGACGUCCUGGCCUCUGAAGCGUCCGUGGAACAGUCUAUCCUGCAAGGGUUUGAAGAGCUGUCCUACAAGACCCGUGUGGCUUUGGGUAAAGACGACGAGAAGAGUGCGUGGGAUGCCAUCUUCAAUGCCUGGGCCGAGCGGGUGUUUGCCUAUGUGUUUGAACGUCUCGAGUUAACGUUAGUGAACCUGCACGUACGGUUUGAGGAUGAUAUCAGCGGUGCUGCGGCGUAUGCGGCGGGUGUGACUUUAGAGCGCCUGGAGAUCAAGAGUGCCACCGACCAGUGGAGUUAUUCGCCGUUUGUGGACCUGACCGAAAGCCCGUAUAUCCGCAAG